Molecule: messenger RNA, 1977 nt
Organism: Carassius auratus (goldfish)
Lineage: Eukaryota; Metazoa; Chordata; Actinopteri; Cypriniformes; Cyprinidae
Product: coagulation factor IX-like
Exons: 10
Coding region: 44-1624 (526 amino acids)
Biological process (GO): proteolysis
Molecular function (GO): serine-type endopeptidase activity
Source: RefSeq, a predicted model, not a curated record
GAAGUAUAUUUACAAUUACUGCUUAAACACAGGCUGUUGCACCAUGGUUCUGUAUUCUUUUCUUCUUCUCCUUGGUAUCUCUUUGGCUGGUGGGAUGGAGAGUGGUAUUAUUGGAGGAAAAGAGGCUAAACGUAAUUCCAGGCCAUACAUGGCAUCUAUUCAAAAUAAUAAAUGUCACACAUGUGGAGGGAUGCUGAUCAGAGAGGAUUAUGUUCUGACAGCGGCCCACUGUCUGAAUCUCGAUGUUAACUCAGAUCUGGACAACAUUGAGGUUGUUCUGGGAGCUCACAGCAUCAACAAGGUGGAGAAGAACCAGCAGAGAAUCCCAGUGAUGGAAUACAUCAAACAUCCUUUGUAUAAAAAGAACAACAAGCAGGACUUAAGCUAUGAUAUCAUGUUACUAAAGCUGAAGAACAAUGCCAAGCUGAAUAAAUUUGUGAAAGUUAUUCAUCUUCCUAAGAAAAAUAAAAAAACACCAGCUAAUGUUAAAUGCUCCAUUGCUGGUUGGGGGUUAAAAUCCCCAAAAGGAAAUGAGGCAUCAGAUGUGAUGCAGGAAGUCAAGCUUAAACUGGAGGAGAACUCAAAAUGUAAAGAAAUGUGGCAGCAUUACUUCAACCCUGAGAUAAUGAUCUGCAGUGUUUCAGAUGGAAAACAUGCUUUUUGUAAGGGGGAUUCGGGAAGUCCUCUUAUCUGCAAAACUAUACCACAAGGACUUGCUUCAUAUACCUUUGAUGGUAACUGUACAAAUACAGUAUAUCCUCAAGUUUAUACAAAAAUCUCAUACUUCCUCCCUUGGAUUAAAAAGAUUAUUGAACUCAGAGUGUACUUCUCAGUCAACAGCUGCACCAUGUUUCCUUACAUGUUUCUUCUCCUCAUUGGUCUCCCUUUGGCUGGUGGCAUGGACAGUAGUAUUAUUGGAGGGAAAGAGGCUAUACCUUUUUCCAGGCCAUACAUGGCAUCAGUUCAGAGUGUUAAAUAUCACAUAUGUGGAGGGAUGCUGAUCAGAGAGAAUUAUGUUCUGACAGCGGCCCACUGUUUGAAAAACUUAUCUAUUAGAGGCAACAUUGAGGUUGUUCUGGGAGCUCACAUAAUCAACAAGGCGGAGAGGAGCCAGCAGAGGAUCCCAGUGAUAAAACACAUCCAACAUCCUUUGUAUGAAAAGAACAACGAGCAGGACUUAAGCUAUGAUAUCAUGUUACUAAAGUUGAAGAAGAAAGCCAAGCUGACUAGAUUUGUGAAUCUUACGCCCCUUCCUAAGAAAAAUGAAAAAACACCAGCUAAUGUUAAAUGCUCCAUUGCUGGUUGGGGGUUAAAAUCCCCAAAUGGAAACAAGGCAUCAAAUGUGAUGCAGGAAGUCAAGCUUAAACUGGAGGAGAACUCAAAAUGUGAAAGAAUGUGGCAGCAUUUCUUCAACCCUGAGAUAAUGAUCUGCAGUGUUUCAGAUGGAAAACAUGCUUUUUGUGAUGGGGAUUCCGGAAGUCCUCUUAUCUGCAAAAAAAUACCACAAGGACUUGCUUCAUAUACCAUUAAGGGUGAUUGUACAAAUACGACAUAUCCUCAAGUUUAUGCUAAAAUCUCCUACUUCCUCCCCUGGAUUAAUAAAACAAUGGAAAUGAAUGAAUGAAUAAAUAAAUACAUAUACAUUUUUUAUACAUAUAUUAAAUGUUAUAGUUUUCUCUUUUAGACUUUUAACUCUUUUUUUAAAGGUUUUUAUUCUGCACUGCCACUGUUAAAAUCUCAGUAUAUGUAUUUUUAGCCUGUUUAAGAUGACUAAAAUAAUAAUUGAAUGAUAAGAAUUGAUUUCUUUGAAGAAUUAAUUCAUUUUCAAUGAAACCCCUAGAAAUAACUACCAUAUACAUUAGACCAUUAGAAGACCACAUGUAGAUAAAAAAUAAACCAGUAAUUCAGUAAUAAUAAUUUCUUAGUAUAUAAUCUAUUUAUAAAUAUAUAGGUUUCAAAUAUGUGCCAUAAUAUCUG